Molecule: messenger RNA, 1047 nt
Organism: Cryphonectria parasitica EP155
Lineage: Eukaryota; Fungi; Ascomycota; Sordariomycetes; Diaporthales; Cryphonectriaceae
Product: NAD(P)-binding protein
Exons: 2
Coding region: 1-1047 (348 amino acids)
Source: RefSeq, a predicted model, not a curated record
AUGUCUGAAUCAAGGUCAUUCCAGCUGGGGCCUCCCAAAAAGGGACCACUGGGGCUCUUCUUACAUUCCCAAUUCUGCAACAAAGCCGUCUACCCACCUUCAACCACGGAUCUCAACGGGAAAACAGCCAUCAUCACGGGGGCCACUGCAGGUCUAGGGUCUAUCGCAUGCCGCCAAUUGCUCUCUUUCCGCUUGUCCCGGCUGAUACUAGCUGUUCGGUCGGUGAAGAAAGGCGAGGAUUUCGCCGCACAACUACGGAAAGACUUUCCCCGGGCGACCAUCGACGUCUGGGAACUCGAGAUGGGUUCCUACAACUCCAUCCAGGCAUUUGUGCGGAGGGUCGACACCGAGUUGACGCAACUCGACAUCGCUGUGCUGAACGCGGGCCUUGGCAAGCUGCACUUUACUAUCAACCCCAACACCGGCCAUGAGGAGGUCAUUCAGGUGAACUACCUGUCCACCUUCCUCCUGGCCAUCCUCCUGUUGCCAGCGCUGAAGUCCAAGUCCCCUCAUGGCACUCCGGGCCGCCUGACCAUCGUCAACUCGGGCGUCAGCUACAUGGCAAAAUUCCCCAACCGCAAUCAAGUCCCCUUGCUCGGCUCCUUUGACGACACAAAGAUCACGCCAUGGGACGUAAGCGAACGGUAUAGCGUCUCGAAGCUCUUGGGACAUCUAUUCAUGCUCCGACUCGCCGGUUACAUCAACCCAGAAGAUGUGAUUCUCAACCUUGUGGACCCGGGGUAUUGCAAGGGUUCGGAUUUACACCGCGAUGCGACAGGUAUCGUGGCCGCGUUGAUCAGCCUGUCAAAGUCGCUGGCAGGCAGGAAACUAGAGGACGGCGCGUCGACGUAUAUCGAUGCGGCUGUUGUCAAGGGAGCAGAAACGCAUGGAAGUUUUGUCAUGGAUUGGGGCAUCAGACCGUUUGCGGCGCCUGCGCAUGAUCCUGAGAUGCAACCUGUUAUCUCGAGGCUUUGGGAUGAGACGAUGCAGGAAUACGAAUUUGCUGGUGCGCAGCGAAUUUUGAACGAAAUGGCAGGACAAAAGUGA